Akanthomyces muscarius is the source of this 2313-nucleotide messenger RNA. RefSeq lists its product as uncharacterized. The record is from RefSeq and is a predicted model, not a curated record. Lineage: Eukaryota; Fungi; Ascomycota; Sordariomycetes; Hypocreales; Cordycipitaceae. The coding region runs from base 1 to 2313 and encodes 770 amino acids. The transcript has a single exon. Gene Ontology annotation, molecular function: protein binding.
AUGUGUUUUGCUCAUAGGCCUUCGACUACAACGCUCUUGCCGUCGUCGUUGACAUCCCGUAUCACGCGACAAUACUUGACAGAGGCGGAGGAGGUCAUAAGGAACAGGUUCGAGAAUGCGCAAGCGACGGACGAAGCGGAACAAGCUACAGACGCGAUACCUUCUCAGGAAACCCCAGGCGCGUUUCGCAGAAAGUUUAGUCUCAAAUAUGUACCCAAAGGAUUGAAGCAGGACAAGCGGCUGCUGCAGCGCACUCGGAUGCAGGAGCUCGAGAAAUAUACCCAAUGGGGCCACCUGCGACACCAAUGUCCCAGUUCAGAGUUGGCUGCUGUGCAGAAGCAAUUCAACAAAUGGAAGGCAGCAAUACGGCGACUGAACUCCAGCCGAGUGACGGUCGCACAUGGCGAGGAUCGGGGCAAGUGGCUAUAUGGUCUGUCUGAUGUAACACUUAUGCGCGAUGCUUGGGAAGCGACUAGUAUCGAAGCGAGGCAAAACGCCUGGCCAGAGGUCAUGCUCGCGACACUGCGCUGGUGUCCCGGCAAGGCGAGUAUGGUUCUGGAAGCAACCAUGAACCCAUUGCCCCCUGGCUAUGCCAUCCACGAUGUACUUCGCUCCAUAGCGCAGAGCCUACAGCUUUACACCGUCAAGAAUAUCAACGACAGAGCCUCGAUGGCUGACGAGGUCUUGGCUCUUCUAGCGCACAUCCUAGAAGAUACUCCGAAAGGCCAUGUCCCUAUCCAGCAAAGCACUCUCGGUCUUUAUGCGAAGCGGCUUCCGGCUUCCCAAGCAAAAGAUCUAUACGACAUACUGAAGAAACAGAACUUCAAGCUUCACAAAAACACAUGUCUACAGUUUGCCCGUAGGUUGGCUGGCGAGGCUGCCUACAAGAAUGCGGCUUACGAGAUACUCAGAGCAAUGGUGGAGAAUGGAGCGACAUUGAACGAUGCUGCCUCAGCCAGUACAGUCACGACGCUUUUACAUUGCAAGGCAGCAAAUGCUGGCUGGUCCCAGCAAGUCGAAAGCUUUCCAGCAACAGAUGCUCUACAGUUAUUCAUGGAACACGGCUUCAAGCCAAAUACCAUCACUCUUACAGCUGUCCUGGACUCGCUAUGUCAGCAGGGGCAGACGGAGGAGGCAAUUCGACUAGCUCUACUAUUUGCAGAAUCCGGUGUGCCAUUGGACGGCAAGACUUGGACAACUGUCUUUGCUGGAGCCAAAGCUAGCCUGAAUGUUGAGAAUGUGAGCAAGGCCUUGAUGGUCGCCAAGGUCACACCAGUUCCAUAUGAGAGCGUUCUGAGCAACGCCCUGCAUGCCGUCUUUUACUUUGCCGACGCGGAAACUCGACGCAAGAGAGAAAAGGCGCCUUGGUCGAUACCAAUGUUUCGACCCAUGCUAAAAGUGUACGCGAAGAAGCUUGAGCUCAAGUCUCUACAGUGGUGGUUGCCCGAUUCGCUGCCGUUACUGCUGAGCGAUGAAGGUGUUGACACAGAAAUGGAUGACAAAUUUCGCGAUCCGUUGGAUCGUCAGUGGGAUUUCAUGCACACAAUCUUGCCCGUGGCGGACGAACUUUUUGCAGCCAAUGAGGACGCCGGGGAGGGCAAGCUGCAGCCCACCAGUACGGCCGACGGGGUGAUGCUGCGGGCCUACAUACGAUCACUGUCUCGCCCGCAGGAUAUUCUAUCAUUUUACAAGUUCUUUCGGUCCCGGCUUGAGGAGCAGAGCAAAUACCCUUCGCUCCUGUUGCGAAAUCAGGGCGCCAUGGUUCACGACACAUUCAUCUUGGUCAUGACAGAGCACCAAGAGCUGUGGAGAGAGGCGUUGCAUGUGUUUGGAGACAUGCUUAAAGACUCUAUGCGCCCCAGCUCGGCAGCCAGCAAAGACAGCGCUUCAGACAAAGCUGCAGAGCUGAGAAGCGAGGUCGUAGAGCCAGACAUCUUCAAUGCAGCGGUUGAAAAAGCAUCGGCGGGGCCGGUUCAUCCUGCGCCGACCGUGUUCACGCUGACGGUUUUGCUGCGCGGCUUGCUCUACCAAGGUGAAACUGCUCUCGCCGCGCAGAUGAUGCAGGUGAUGCGGGAACUCGACAUUGAACCCAACCUGGUGACGUGGAACACGCUGAUCCGACACCACGCGCUGGCGCAGAGCACACGGAUGACGGUGACGUUGCUGCAAGAGAUGGAAGCGGCCGGUGUGAAGCCGGACAUGUACACAUACAACGCCUUUAAUAAGCUGCGGGAUCAGGAUAAGGCGCUGAAGAUGAUGCAGGCAAUUGUCGACGAGAACCGCCUGAGCAUAGUGGCGGGCGGGACAGCAUAG